Bemisia tabaci is the source of this 2927-nucleotide messenger RNA. NCBI's taxonomy places the organism in Eukaryota, Metazoa, Arthropoda, Insecta, Hemiptera, Aleyrodidae. The record is from RefSeq and is a predicted model, not a curated record.
AUCGUCAAAAUUAUCUGUCAUUUUCGUUGAAUAAUUUUCAGUGGACGUAAGCCUCCGAGAGCACAUAUUGCAAAAUUAUAUUCGUCAAAUAAUUAAUGCAUUUAAAAUCAGGAAAAUCUAUUCUGUUUGAUUCUUGUCCUCUUUUUUAAACAGAUUUUAAGGUUAUGUUUAGAUUCUCCGGAUGAUGUGGAUUAGGUACUCAUACUUCGUUUAACUUUUAAUUUAUUUUAUGCCCCCAAUUAAUUUCGCCAAUUCUAUUGUCACUACUUUUUGAAUGAAUCACUACCGUUAUUAACCACACCUCCUCAUAUUGAAACUCUCAGUCAUGUGUUUAUCUCGCGCUUAUCAGUGGUAACAGUCCUCUUGUGAUGAAAACCACCCACCCCUUUGUAGUGUUAAGAUGCUGAUGAUUCAGUUCUUGUUUACUCUAUCCCUGUCUUUUCCUGUGAUAGUGGACCUGUAGCUCGUAAAUCAAGUGUUCCUAAAUUUAGUGAUAACUCAGCCUCAUGCUAGGAAUGCAGAUUGUUAUGGCUCCAACGAUUGCUCUCUAGUUUCCAUUUCCAAGCAGGAUACAAUGACUAUGUGAUUCAGCAAACCUGUUUACUAACUUGAAGAUUCAUCCUGGCUCAGCGUUAAACCUUUGCCUGUAUUACUAUGUAUUCAUCAAAUUUUGGAUCAAUUAAUGCUUCCGGAGGUGUCAAUGAAAGUGGCAACUCUGAGGCGCUCGAUUACAAUGUCAGUAGUGGAGACAAGAUUUCACUGCGGCCAACCAGAAGCAGAAACAUGCUCUCAUCAGUUCUUGGUGCUUGUGGCUUUGAUGGAGGUAGAGAACGGUCAUCCUCUGGUGGCUAUGUGGAGUUUGGCAACAUUGGCGAAGAAAAUUCAAGCCGAACGCUGGGCACAUUCAGCGGUGUUUUUAGUCCUGUAGCCCUGUCAAUGUUCAGUGCUCUUCUUUUCCUCCGAGUUGGUUUCAUCGUCGGAAAUGCUGGUCUGCUUGUAACUUUAUUGCAGUUUGGAAUUGCAUACGGGAUUCUAAUCUUCACAGUAUUUUCGAUUUGCGCUAUAUCAACCAAUGGACCUGUAGAAGGAGGAGGCGCUUACUUCAUGAUAAGCAGAGUACUCGGUCCCGAGUUAGGGGGCUCCAUUGGAACCUUGUUCUUCUUGGCAAAUGUUGUUAGUAGUGCAUUGUAUAUCGUUGGUUGCACAGAGGGUCUCAUCGAUAACUUUGGACCUUCAGGAUAUCUUGUAAGUGAGGAGGGCAUAUUGCCGGAUGGACCAUGGUGGAGAUUCUUCUACGAAUCGAUGCUAAAUUUGCUGAACCUAUUUGUCUGCCUCAUUGGUGCUGGAAUGUUUGCUAAGACCAGCGUCGUAAUCCUACUCGUUGUUGUGAUCUGUCUUUUAUCUGUGAUUUUUAGUUUUUGCACUCAGUCAGCAAUGCAGAUUCCUAUACCAUCUGCCAACACGCUCAUAAAUGGAACCAACCACACUACAGAUAUCACAUACACGGGAUUAAACUUUACAACCUUCACAGAGAACUUGUUUCCUAAGUAUGGAGAAGACUAUACCUCACAUGGAGACAUUGUGACUUUUGCAUCUGUGUUUGGUGUCCUGUUCAGCGGUGUCACGGGUAUCAUGGCAGGAGCCAAUAUGUCAGGUGAACUGAAGGACCCUGCUCGCAAUAUUCCUCGAGGCACAAUCUCUGCUGUUAUUUUUACGUUGAUAGUCUACGUAACGCUUUCAAUGCUGACAGCUGCCACCACCACAAGAUUUUUACUCCAGAAUUCUUAUGUAUUUCUUUUGCCCAUCAACGUCUAUCCACCGUUUGUUACGAUUGGUAUUCUUACAGCAACAUUCUCUGCAUCCCUGUCAAAUUUGAUUGGAUCCAGUCGAGUGUUAGAAGCUUUGGCAAAAGAUAAUGUCUUUGGGAGACUCUUGAAUUUCGUCUCUAAAGGGGUCUGGCGGAGUAAUCCACUGGCUGCUGUGUUCACCUCAUGGCUUCUUGUCGAGGUCAUCUUAUCCAUUGGCUCGCUAAACACAAUAGCCCAAGUCAACUCAGUUCUCUUUUUGCUGUCUUAUCUGGCAACAAAUUUGGCCUGCCUGGGUCUGGACCUCUCCUCCGCACCUAAUUUUAGGCCGUCUUUCAAGUACUUCUCAUGGGCAACAGCUCUUUUGGGUCUCAUAGGAACACUCUUCAUGAUGUUCAUCAUCAAUCCAUUAUACGCUUCUUCCAGUAUUGCGUUAUGUAUUUUGCUUGUUUCACUCCUACACCUGUUCUCACCAGCCCGUUUUGCUCCAUGGGGCUCCAUAUCUCAGGCUCUUAUUUUCCAUCAGGUACGGAAAUACUUGUUACUGCUCGACUCCCGGAAAGAUCAUGUUAAAUUCUGGCGACCUCAAAUCCUUCUUCUAGUCGGAAAUCCACGCUCUUCCUGUCCUCUGAUUCACUUUGUUAAUGACCUGAAAAAGAGUGGACUGUAUGUCUUGGGCCAUGUCAAAGUUGGACCCGAAUUCAGCAAUCUGGAGGAGGACCCGUUAGUCGACGAGUAUCCCACCUGGUUGACAUUGAUCGAUCACCUGAAGGUGAAAGCUUUUAUCGAAUUGACGGUUGCAAAGUCAGUGCGUGAAGGUGCCCACCACCUUAUCCGAAUCUCAGGGAUGGGCGCAAUGAAACCAAACACUAUUGUCCUUGGAUUCUAUGAUGAUCUUAAUCCACGAGACUUUUUUGCUGACGUAAAUUCCCAUUACCAGACACACUUAUUCCAGCGCUCAGCUAUGGACAAAGAGGCAUUCAGUUUGCGCAAGAUGAACGAAGUGAAAAAACUCUCGUGCGACGAGUAUGUUGCCAUCAUGGGAGACAUUCUCAAGAUGAAAAAAAAUAUAUGCGUCUGUCGAAACUUUCAUAUUUUGGACAAAAACUCCAUUGCCAAUAG